Molecule: messenger RNA, 1311 nt
Organism: Phalaenopsis equestris
Lineage: Eukaryota; Viridiplantae; Streptophyta; Magnoliopsida; Asparagales; Orchidaceae
Exons: 4
Coding region: 404-889 (161 amino acids)
Source: RefSeq, a predicted model, not a curated record
AAGCAGAUAAAGAAGUUGAUGUACAUACAACCGGAACUCACAGAUCCUCUGCUCGAAGUAUUAAGUUUACCCUGAAAAAGAGGAGGGCAAUGGGUUCAUUUGAUUUCAAAUACGAACUAAAAAGAAGGAAGAAAAGACUUGAUGUUGUUCAGGAACAUCAUUUGGGAGCUCUCCCACACAUUGACCUAGACAGUAGAAUAAAUGAGUUUGCUCCACCAACAGAUGCAGUUGUACAGAGAGUCACCUGAAAGAAUAAUGGAUGACAGAGACAAUGUAUUGACAGGUGAUGCGACGCUUCAGGAAGAUCCUGAAGAGGUGGAACGAUCAUUUAAGGGUGUUUUGAAGUCGCUAGCCCAUAUAGUAAACAACUAUUUCUUCUCACAUCAGUAUAUUCUAUUAUGUCAUGAGUUCUUAUUUCAUCAAAAAAUAUGAUGUUUUGCGGGCUCUUCGUGUGUCAGUUGCACAUAGUUCUACUGCGGAGCAUUCAUUAGUUGAAGCUGUACAUAGUCCUGGCGGAGAACCAACAACAGAUAUAGCUGAACACAGUCCGAAUGGAGAGCCACUAGCAGAUGCAACUAUACAAUCACCAAUGGGAGAGCCAGCAGUCGCAGAAGCAGUUAUAAUUAUUGAUGAUAAAGAGAAUCCUAAUGAAGAGGAGACGGAUGUGGAGAGCCAGAGCUCCCACCCAUACGCCUACGCUAUUGUGCCUCAUGUUGCGGGCCCAGUACUUCCACUUGAUUAUCCCGCUAGAUCAAUACUUCCAAUCGAAAUGCAGUGUGUGAUAGAUAGCUGUAUUUCCGACUACCCCGGGGUACAUGAUGUCAUCAUAAGUCGGGGGAAGUCUGUACUGGAGCGUGGUGCACUUGAGGACAUACUAAUGAACCGAUGAUUUGGUAAUGAACAUAUUGAUAUUUUUUCCAUUAUGCUCGCUGAAAGAAGGAAAUGGUCACCUGCAAUGUACAUACCAUACAUAUACGUGUCCCGACUCUAUUGGAUCCAUAAGUUGUUUAAAUGGGACACUAGAGAAAUUCUUAAGGACAUUACAAAGGAAGCAAUAAAAGAUAAUCAAAUCAUUUUAUUUCCUAUCGUUAAUGGCCAUCAUUGGAUUUUGUUAGUUGGAGAGUUGAAAGUAAAAACAUGGAAAUUAUAUGAUUCACUGCACAACCCAAUGCAUAAAGGAGUUGCCACAGAAAUUGUGAGUGACACAAUCGACAUAUUACAUUCAUAAAGGAGUUAUAACACCAUAGCAACACAUCUUAUACACUGUAGUAACACAAGAAUAACACAUCAUAUACACUGUAGUAACACAAU